Struthio camelus australis is the source of this 1369-nucleotide messenger RNA. It is a transcript of the gene SRD5A3, whose product is annotated as steroid 5 alpha-reductase 3. Gene Ontology annotation, molecular function: 3-oxo-5-alpha-steroid 4-dehydrogenase activity. Gene Ontology annotation, cellular component: endoplasmic reticulum. Lineage: Eukaryota; Metazoa; Chordata; Aves; Struthioniformes; Struthionidae. The record is from RefSeq and is a predicted model, not a curated record. Gene Ontology annotation, biological process: polyprenol catabolic process; dolichol-linked oligosaccharide biosynthetic process.
GUUCCAAUGCUCUGUCACCCUCACAGAAGAAGGUGGUUUACUCACUUUUAUGCUGUUUCUGUGCUCUGGAAUGGCUUUCUGCUGAUUUGGCUUAUCCAACCUCAGUUCCUAAGAGGAUCUCUCUCAUCGUGGCUUCAGCACCUGCACCAUGCUCUUGGCAGAGCUUCACAGAACGAGGACAUGGAUAGUGAAUACUCCUCUGCGCUCUUGGUUCUCCUGCUCCUUUGGCUGCACAGCUUGCGAAGACUUGCAGAAUGCCUCUGUAUCAGUGUGUUUUCCAAUGGCGUCAUUCAUAUCGGGCAGUAUUGCUUUGGACUUGGUUACUACAUUGCUGUUGGCUUAACUGUGCUAUGUCAAGUGCCUGCCAAUUUCAGGAAUGGAGAAGAACUUUCUGUGCAGAUCUGCUGGUAUCACAUCAUAGGAAUUGUGAUGUACAUUUGGGCCUCUCUUCACCAACACAGAUGUCUUGUGAUUCUAGCUAAUCUUAGAAAAAACAAAUCGGGAAAGGUCAUAAAUCUGAGCCACAGUAUACCUUUUGGAGACUGGUUUGAGAGAGUUUCUUGCCCUCAUUAUUUUGCAGAACUCCUCGUAUAUAUAUCUAUGGCCAUCACACUUGGAUUUCACAAUGUGACAUGGUGGUUUGUAGUGAUAUGCGUACUGUCUUUCUGGGUCUCCCUGUUGAUAAUUAUAAAGUAGUGGCUGUUUUUAAAUGCAAGCACAGAAAAGGUGGAGAGCGCUGUAAUGGAGGAAUGACUCAUUCUCAGCAGUACGGAUAAACAGACCAGUCCUCUGCAUUACCUCUUCUGCAUAGAAGUCAGUGUUCAUUGGUGGAACUUUUUGUUUAUCCUUGAACUUGGAAAAUUAUGGAAGGUUCCCUUCCUGGAAGGAAGAGAAUAGUAGAGAACAGUAAAGGAUCUGCAAAAGAAUAAUAUUCUUAGUUAUAAUUCUGUCAUCCUUUUUUAAGGUUAUUGGAAUCCCUCAUGUGUUACAGAGGGCAGUUAUGCAUGAUGACAGUAACCAUGGCUACACUGGUUUUUAAAUAAUCUGCGAGAGCAGAUAUAUUGAAAUACCAAGGAAUAAAAUACAGAAACCACUAGCUGCUAAGUGUUGUAAAGAAAUUCUUUACUGGGGAGAUUAUAUCAGUUAGCACAGGAGUCUUUUGUGCUUGCCACUGAACGUUGUGGUCCUUCUCAUGAUACCGGAGUAAAUGAUCAGUUUGCCUGAUACAGCACAUGGCUGUUGGUGUUUCAGCUUGUUUUCUACUUACAUGCAUGUAUUUAACUGUUCUUUUGUAUAUGAGAAGAAUUUACAGAUAUUGAAUUAUAUCUUGUGUUAUGAAAUAUCUAAUUAAAAAGGCGAUGGUACCGUC